AUGAGCGCGCCCUACAGCUACGCGAACAGCGACUCUGGGUCAGACAGCGACGACGCACCCGAGGCUGUCAGCUUCUCGAGCUCGCGGCAGGGCAGGAGGGACGACGAGCGUAGGGAGAGGGAGGCGAGGGAGAAGCUUGCACGGGCGAAGAAGGAGCGCAACAGGGCAAAGGCGAGGCAGCAGCAGGACAAGGGCAAGGGCAAGGCCAGGGCGGCCGACGAGGACGUCGAAGAGGACGACGAGGAUGCAAAGUUUGCAGAGGAGGAAUUUGAGGAACUCGCAGAGGAGGAAGAGGACGACGAGAACGACACCGCGACCGCUCCCCCUCCUCAGCUCGGCAAGAAGACGACCUACCUCGACGACUCUCUCUUUGCCGAAGCAGCCGCGCACUAUGCUCCCGACGAACGGGUUGCACCGGGCAUGGGCAAGAAGGCGAUGCGGAGACAGGUUCGCGAGGAGAAUCGGCGCAAGAGGGAGGAGGCCGCGAGGAAGAGGGACGAGUUGCGCGAGGGAGGCGCGCAGCAGGUCGGGGACAUCACACUACAACACCUCCCCUCCUCCUCAACCGGCCCAGCCUCGCUCUCCUCCACCGCCCUCCCCUCGCACAUCUCUGCCACCAAAUUCCUCACUUCCCGUCUCUACUCCAAAAAGCGCCAAGUAGCAGUCCUCGACGCCGGCCGACCUUCGCCUUCCGCCGCUACGAACCCGAAGAAGCAGAAGCGCAAGGGGGGGAUGAGUCUCGAGAGUCGGAUUUUGCUUGGGUUGGAGGACGAGGAGAGUGCGGAUGUGGCGAAGGAGAAGGAGAAGAGGAGGAAGAAGAGCUUGUUGUUGCAGGCGGAGGGGCAGAGGAAGACUGCCACCUCCGCCCGUCCGCUCGCAUCCGCGCGACGAGGCGCCAAACCGGCAGCCAACUUUGCCGUCUCGACCUUCCGCGGAUGA
Rhodotorula toruloides NP11 is the source of this 939-nucleotide messenger RNA. RefSeq lists its product as uncharacterized. The record is from RefSeq and is a predicted model, not a curated record. The coding region runs from base 1 to 939 and encodes 312 amino acids. The transcript is spliced from 4 exons. Lineage: Eukaryota; Fungi; Basidiomycota; Microbotryomycetes; Sporidiobolales; Sporidiobolaceae.